This is a messenger RNA of Zingiber officinale, 1637 nucleotides long. RefSeq lists its product as uncharacterized. The transcript is spliced from 4 exons. Bases 358 to 1380 code for a protein of 340 amino acids. The record is from RefSeq and is a predicted model, not a curated record. Lineage: Eukaryota; Viridiplantae; Streptophyta; Magnoliopsida; Zingiberales; Zingiberaceae.
UAGCCCAAUUAACUGCCUCGUCAGCAGAAGGAGAGCCCACUUGGGCCCAGGUGGCGGAGAGGUGCCGACGAGAAGGCGAGGUCGUGGAGGCGAAGCGCGAGGGUUUACGUCAAUUAAUGGCAACGGCUUCCCCAAAUGUGUCGAUCCCCGGCGCGAGCGGAGUCCCAUCGCCAGGAAGCGACGAGAAGAGAGCCAAUCAAGGACAUCGCUAGGGGUUCCUCUUCCUCCUUCCUUUUUUUUCUUCGAUCCAGGCGUCGGCGAUCUUAUCCUCGCUGGAUUGAUUCCGGCCGAAGAACCACCAGGGCGAAAGAAAGGGAUUGCUGACAAUUUUUACAGGAAUUUUCACCUUAAGAGAGCAUGAGCGAACAGAAUCAGGAGAUCAUCCAGAGCCCGGCUAACUUACCUCUGAAGCGGAAACGUGGACGCCCUCGAAAGCUUCAAGCUGCUACUUCAUCUCAACCGUAUCCAGCUUCAAAUUCAAGUCAUGGUGUUCAGGUUAUCCCAAAUCAAGUUGAUCUUGCUGCCUUCUCUGGUAUGAGACCUCAAACUCUUCCGUUUCACACUCCUUCAAAGAUCGGCGUCGAUCCAACUGCCCAUUCUCGAAGUGCAAGCUUCGCCCACUACUCUGAAGUUAGCCCGACUCAACCUAAUUCUUCCAUCGUUUCGAACCAAAAGACUAAUGGCUUACUCGGUCAGACUGUGUGUGGCACACUGGAUGGAACCUUUGAAGCUGGUUAUCUGCUGACUGUCAAAGUAGGCGACACCGGUCAUGUCUUGAAGGGCAUUGUGUUUGAUCCUCAUCGUUGCGUCCCUAUUUCAGAAGAGAAUGACAUUGCACCGUUGAUCCCCAUGGCAAGGCCGAUAGGAACCUUUUAUUCGUCGACUGAAAAACCUAGUCAGGCGCUUGUUUCAGUGCCAGUCCGCCCUGCUGCGGCUUCAUUUGAUGUUGCUGUGCCCCACCAAAGAAAGGAUCCUUCCACUAAGAUUCCAGAGUCUUCCAAUUAUAAGCCUUCCGUGCUCGAUAUAAAUGAAACACUACCAAAGAUCGCAGAGCUUACACCUGUUGCGCCUCAAAAUGAAGCAGUUGGUGAAACCCAAGCAGAAGAUUCAUUGUCUCUCUUCAUUACUAACAAAGAAAAACCUCAAGUGACUGCGGUAGUUCAUUCGGAAGAUCAAAGAGGAAUUGCUAUCGAGCCUCAUACAGUUGCAGAAUCAUCUGCCAACAUAGACAUGUCGGAUAUCUCAGGAUUAGAUCAAAGACAGCAGCAUCACUUUGAAGAACUAUUACAAGGCAGCAUGCCACAACCUAGUGAGCAAUCAUCUGACCAGGGGCAAUUCUGUGGUGAUCCAAAGUUGCAGGAUGAGAUCUGGAACCUUUGAGUUUGAAGAACUUGUUAGGUUUAGCACUAGUGGGAAGAAUUAGAAGCAGCUGUAGUAAUUUGGAAGAAAAUUGGAAAGAAGAAUGAAAGAAAGAAAAAAAAAAGGUUGUACUUGUUGUCCAAAUGAACAUUUGUUUUAUGUGCUGGUGAAAUACUCUGCUCAGAAUCCUGCCUAUGGCAAAGCAGUGUACCCCUUUUUGUGUAGGUUUUUUGGAGGACAAUAAAAUUAUUAGGUCACCAAGAAUCUUUUUGCAAUGU